Messenger RNA from Ciona intestinalis (vase tunicate), 913 nucleotides. RefSeq lists its product as uncharacterized. NCBI's taxonomy places the organism in Eukaryota, Metazoa, Chordata, Ascidiacea, Phlebobranchia, Cionidae. The record is from RefSeq and is a predicted model, not a curated record.
CUUUGUACCAUGAUGACGUCAUUAUUCGUAUUUUUUUCCUCAGCUGCUAGCAACCUUAGCUUCAGUAUUCAUACUUGCCACACUGAAUUAUCUGCUCUCAAGAAUGAAGUUCACUGUCGACCAUUUCAAGAGACUGUCGGUGUCCGAUCUACGAUCCUUUGAACAAAGCAUGAGCAUGUGGUUUCGUGCCCGAGACAGCCAGAAGAACCUUGUGAAUGCGCUCGGGUUAGCGAAGGUUGAUUGCCCGACACUCAAUAGAAGAUUACGUGUUCCGGAGAUAUCAGAGCGCCACUCCAGCGUUGUGCUCAACUGCACUCCACCACGAGUAAAACUAAGUCAAGCCGUAAGGGAAAUGUCGCCGGCCAAAUCGAAAUCAGUGACGUCAGGGGAGCUGUUAAAGUUCUGGCAGAAAUUCCAAAUUUCGACGCCGAAAAAAGAAACCUUGUCCACGAAAUCAAAACCUUGUGCGAAACCAACAAGACCAGUAACUCAAUGCAAGAAACGACUGGAACCACAGACCACAGUUAAAGUUUCACCGUCACCCCAAACACAAGUAGUUCACUCCCGACUACAAUGCCCCCUUUCAAGCAGCAUAAACCUAAACAACAGAACCGCUGCCAGAAACUGCAUUGACCUAAACUCUAACUCGGUAACGAAACCAAGAUUUCAACCCCGCCCUUCGCCAACAAGAAAGCAAAACCGACCGAUGAGCCUCAGGAAAAUGGUAACUCUUCGUGAGCACCGUAAAAAAUGUGAGGAAAGAGUGCGAGAACUUGAAGCCCAAUCGCGCCGCCUUAGACGAAAGAAAGCCGACAAAAGUGUUAAGUUAUAAAUACUGUUCCUGAUUAAUUGUUCGCCAUUUUCGUUUUGUUCGUGAAUUUUUCUAUUAAACGCCAAAGGUUCAACAUGUCAA